CAGAUGGAUUGGAUGGGCUGAGCUAAUAGCUAGGGAUAGUGGAAACCAGAUGGGCCAAAAGCCACCUGCUACUAUGCGAUGGAUUGGAUGGGCUGAGCUAGUAGCAAGGGAAAGUAGAAACCAGAUGGGCCAAAAGCCACCUGCUACUAUGCGGUAUAUAUCUACCUAGUUUGGAUUUUGGAACACAACAUGCCGUAUUUCCCUGUUAUAGACAUAUUCGGAUGGUAGUUAAACAUCAUUUGGACUAUAACAAUUGUUUUCUUUGUUCAUUUGUCCAUAACAUGAUGCUUUUACAUGCUUGGAUUCACACACUCAAGCUGCCUGCCGCAUACAUAUUUUCAGUGUUUUUCGAUGUUCUGUUUCCAUGCAUAAUGUUAGAAACACACCAGGCAUGCUUGCAGAUUCAUGCGUGUUGUGUAAAUUUUCAUGUUUUGCAUAAUUGCAUAUUUUGUAUAAUUUGUAUUUGGUCUCUUUUCCCUAUUAGUUGGGAGAGGGCCACCCAUUGCACAUCACAUGCACUUCUAUCCCCUUAGUUCCACCCUUG
Cuscuta epithymum is the source of this 544-nucleotide messenger RNA. Lineage: Eukaryota; Viridiplantae; Streptophyta; Magnoliopsida; Solanales; Convolvulaceae. The record is from the annotation of a GenBank genome assembly.